AGAGUCAUUGGUCGGCACCACCAUUAUUUAAGACCUUCAAGUUUUAACCAUAGACCCUUCGAGUUCUUGAUCGUUUCUUGCCAUGGCUACUGUAGUCUCUGACCAAGAUGCAGGGGUUAUCAGAUCGUUUUCAGAAUCAACACCAUUUAGUUACAUUUUAAAGGUAGAGUCCUUUUCAUUGCUGGCGGAUGAUUCAAUUGCGGAGACAAAUGUUAAAUGUGAAUCGGGGGUCUUCGGAGCCGGAGGAUACAAUUGGAAACUCGUGUUCUACCCAAACGGAAACAAGAAGAAGAAUGUAGAAGACCACAUCUCUCUCUACUUGGUAACCGCGGGAGAGAACUCACUCCAGCCUGGUGAGGAAGUAUAUGUUGAUUUCAGGUUAUUUUUGCUUGAUCAGAUAAAGAGCAAGUACUUGGUUGUUGAAGAUGCCAAUACAAGAAACUUUUGCUUUCGAGGGGAGAUGUCUGGUGCAGUCGGUUUUGAUAAACUUGUCUCUCUAAGGGAUUUUACUGAUGCCUCCAAUGGUUAUCUAAUUGAUGAUAAAUGUGUGUUUGGAGCUGAGGUCUUUGUUUGUAAUGGAAGAAGACCCGUACCCCAAGCAGAUUGUCUAUCAAUAAGGAAGACUACCUCAGAGAAGUACAAGCAUACUUGGAAGGUUGGGAACUUUUCAAACUUAGCCGCUCAAUGCUAUGAAGAACGAUUCACUGCUGGAGGCCAGAAAUGGAAGAUAGUUCUCUAUCCCCAGGGAAUCGGUGAUGGAAGGGGUACUUAUCUCUCUCUUUAUUUGUCAUUAGCUAAUCCAGAAGAUCUUGGUGAUGGCCCCAAAGUAUCAACCAAUUUCUGCCUGCGCAUUGUAGAUCAAGUACAUGCACUGCACUGUACUAUGAAUGGUACUAAUCGUAUUUUCACUGGCCCUACUUGGUCUCUCGGUUGGGAUGAUUUCAUUGCACUGGACGAUUUCAGACGGGAAGACAGAGGGCUUUUGAGGGAGGAUACUUGCUUUGUGGAGGCAGAGAUCACGGUCAGCAGAACUGCUAUGGUACUAGGUACCUUAGGCCAAAAUGACACUAAUUCGGAAAGAUGUAAAUGUCGAAAGAUUUGCUCAGGGAUCAAGCAGUUUGUGUGAAAGGAAAAUUCUUCGGAAGUGCAUUUUCAUUUCAAUUAGUCUAAUACACAUUUGAACUCGAUUCAAUUUUAUGUAAAUAGUUUCCAAUGAAUGUGGCAACUUUGCUGUUAAUGGAUUAAAUUUGGUUCAAUUAUUUUGCAAUUUUGGUUGCUCCUGAGCGUUCUUGACAGUUGACAUUAAGUUAUCAACUGAGUUUUUAAUUCAGCAUAGUGUUUCAUAACAUAAACAAAGACCUCAGGUCCCCAUUAGGACCU
Rosa chinensis is the source of this 1380-nucleotide messenger RNA. RefSeq lists its product as uncharacterized. The transcript has a single exon. Gene Ontology annotation, molecular function: protein binding. The record is from RefSeq and is a predicted model, not a curated record. NCBI's taxonomy places the organism in Eukaryota, Viridiplantae, Streptophyta, Magnoliopsida, Rosales, Rosaceae. The coding region runs from base 83 to 1126 and encodes 347 amino acids.